Messenger RNA from Pseudogymnoascus verrucosus, 717 nucleotides. RefSeq lists its product as uncharacterized. Bases 141 to 575 code for a protein of 144 amino acids. Gene Ontology annotation, molecular function: structural constituent of cell wall. Gene Ontology annotation, cellular component: fungal-type cell wall. The record is from RefSeq and is a predicted model, not a curated record. Lineage: Eukaryota; Fungi; Ascomycota; Leotiomycetes; Thelebolales; Thelebolaceae. Gene Ontology annotation, biological process: fungal-type cell wall organization. The transcript is spliced from 2 exons.
CACCCAACACAUUCGCUCACUCACACAACUCCAGACUUUUAGUCACUUACUUUCGUUAACACACGCCCUCUCCACCUCACCAAUACCAUCUAAUCAACCACCUUUUUUACUUUUAAAGUAAAUCAAUCCCAAUCUUCAAGAUGCAAUUCUCCGCCGCCGCCGUCGCCGCUGCCCUCGUGGCCACCGUCGCUGCCCACAGCAACGUCACCUACGUCACUGAGGUCGUCACUGCUUACACCACCUACUGCCCGGAGGCCACCACCCUGACCUACAACGACAAGACCUACACCAUCACUGAGGCCACCACCCUCACCAUCACCGACUGCCCUUGCACCAUCUCCAAGCCAGUCACCGUGACCCCAGUUGUCGUCUGCAACACCUGCGUCCAGCCUGCUGCCCCAACCUACGUCAACUCCACCACCCCUGUGGUCACCCCCGUUGUCCCAGUCGUCCCAGUUGGCACCGAGGCUCCUCAGCCAACCCAGACUCCUUUCAAGGGUGCCGCCAACCGCGCCGUCGUCGGCUCCGCCGCCGGCCUUGCUGGUCUCCUCGGCCUCGCUGCUUACAUCUUGUAAGCGGUGAAACUCUCCGAGUUUGACCUAGCGCGAUGAACGGUUUUCCAGGAACCGGACUUCUGCAAAAGAUGGACAAAGAAUAUACAACACACACCCUUGACGUGGACACGAUGAUAUCGGCACAUUUGCGAUUUCGGGGAGU